Messenger RNA from Gregarina niphandrodes, 663 nucleotides. Its product is annotated as ribulose-phosphate 3-epimerase. The transcript is spliced from 2 exons. Gene Ontology annotation, cellular component: cytosol. Bases 1 to 663 code for a protein of 220 amino acids. The record is from RefSeq and is a predicted model, not a curated record. Lineage: Eukaryota; Apicomplexa; Conoidasida; Eugregarinorida; Gregarinidae. Gene Ontology annotation, biological process: carbohydrate metabolic process; pentose-phosphate shunt, non-oxidative branch. Gene Ontology annotation, molecular function: D-ribulose-phosphate 3-epimerase activity; metal ion binding.
AUGGACCCCAUCAUUGCGCCGUGCAUCUUGAGUGCCGACCUCACUCAGCUAGAAAGUGAGAUUCGAACAGUGGUCCCUCAGGUCGAAUGGCUUCAUAUCGACAUUAUGGACGGUCAUUUUGUACCUGACAUAUCCAUAGGACCGGGUGUGAUUCAAUCGAUCCGUCGCUCGUUCAAGGAGGUUAAGUUAGACUGCCAUUUAAUGACCAAGGAGCCAUCUAAAUGGUUGCAAACGCUGGCAGGGGCCUGUGACCAGUUUACUUUUCAUUACGAAGCAGUUGGCGAAGAUGUUGGUGUUGCUACGGAUUUGUGCCGCUCAAUCCGAGCGCUAGGAAUGAAAAGCUCAAUAAGUAUAAAACCAAAGACGCCCCUAGAAAAGAUUUAUCCUCUGUUGGACCAAGAUUUGCUCGACGGGGUUCUUAUAAUGACAGUUGAACCUGGCUUCGGAGGUCAAUCUUUCAUGCCAGAAAUGCUUGAGAAGGUCAGGCUGCUGCAUCAAAAAUACCCAAAUGUCACAAUUGAGGUUGAGGGUGAUAUUAACCCAAAAACAAUAAGGUCAUGCUAUGAUGCGGGCGCUAGAAUGUUUGUGACGGGAAGGGCCGUGCUUGAGCAUAACGACAGAAAGAGCGCAAUUGAAGAUUUGCUCAAACCUCUGAAAAAUUGA